CGGCAGGGGAAGGGGAAGGCAAGAGAGGGUGGGGAGAAAGGGCGCCAUACUAGCCCCAUCACGCUGCCGAUAAUCAUUUGUCCACACUGAGACCCCUCCAUGGCCGAAGUCCUAGAAAAGCAACGCGGAAUCCCUUGGAGGCUGAGAAGAGGCUCUUCGUUUCAGGGCACCAAUUCGACUUUCUCUACCGGCAAAAAUAAAAACUGUUUAUAUCUGCUUCUCUGCCCUCUUGUUGACCAUGGAUUCGUCCUUCCGUUCCAGCAUCCACCUUCACCAGACUUCCGCCGCCGACGCUUUGGAACAUGCGCUUGACCGAACAGCCGCAGAGUACCAGUUGCAUACACUGAACCUGCCGUCCUCGCCGCAAUCCUUGGACAUGCACGAGUCUAGACACCAGGCCCGAAGCUUUCAACUGUCCCAUCCCUCCGUCCUCACGCCGCUGCACAGCUCGUUCGGAUCUCGAAGCCCGUCCCCCUCGGCCUGGCAGCUCUGCUCGCACAACACUCCCGUCCGGCCAUCUUCGCCAAUCUCUCUGGACGGCCUGGAACCGUCUUCCUGCGAUUACCAGCGGCACGCCGAGUACCAGCGAUAUACAUCGCCGCUAUUGUCGGACGACUUCUCUACUUCCGAAGACCAGCUAUACCCCGCGCUCAUGGCUUCCAACGGUCUAGGGACGCCGCCGGGCUCGAUAAACGGGAGCACUACGGAAUUGGAUCGCCAGCCCCAACUCUACAUGCAACACUCUACUCCCAUGCCUGGCGACUACCUGACGCCGGUGGCCCACGGCCAUCCCUACGGAGACCCGACCUACGGCCGUGAAGCUCCCAGGGAGAUCCAUCACUCCAGAAGCGGUCAUUCGUCCUCCGCCCCAUACGUAUAUUCGUCCUACGGGAUGGAUCCGCGGUCGCCGCAGCCCUAUCAGCCCAACGAUCUGCCUCCGCUGCCUUGGUCCACGACCGUUCCAAGGAAUCUCCCGCCGCCACCCGCGGUAGUUGGGCAGUACGUCGGGCAAUCGCAGCAGUGGGGCGAACGAAGUCCCAUCUCAUACCAUGACGACUUGCAGGAGAGCAGUUACCGGUGCGCCAGUGCGCGCUGCCGGUUUACGGCGAGCUCCCCGGAGCAAUUGACUAAACACCAGCAAAAGCACCUAAAGAUCCACCACUGCCGGUUCGCGUCCUGCUCUCGAACCGAAGGCUUCGCGACGCCCAACGACCGCGAGCGCCACGAAAAGUCCAUCCACAAGAUCCCCGGCUGCUACUGGAAGUGCCUCGACAACCACUGCAGCAGCUACGGCAAAGAGUUUAGCCGCCGCGAUAAUCUGAAGGAUCACCUGCGCCGCAUGCACCCCGUCCCUGAGGGCAUGAGCGAGAAUGAGGCCAGCGCCCUGCGCAGCAGGAUGGCGGACAUGUGGCGGUUUGACAAGGGAAGCGAUGCGCAGGUCAUGGCGGUGGAGAGAAGAUAGCAGCAACACCGUAGUCAGUCCACUAACGAUGCGGGAGUGAUGUGUACGAUUUUUUUAUUUUUUUUUGUUGGUUCGGGCAUAUGGAAGGAGUUCAUCUGUAAAGGGUUUUGGGGUUUUAUUUGGUUCAUCCUCUGUUUUUCUCGACUUUUGUUUUCCUGGUGUAUCUGGGCUCCGGUAUUGGUUUGGUAUCUGGUUUUUUCGGGAAAGAGUUUCUUGGGUUUUGGAUGAUUCGCACAGGGCAGAACAGUUCGAGCAGGACAGGGCAGAUCUGAUGGGGAUGGAGGUUCUGUAUGUAACGUUUUUGACCGUCAAUUGUUUUUGGGGGGUCUAUCUCUAGUUUUUUUGUUUCCUAUUCCAACGAAGAAUACGUUGACUUCACGGAUGAGAUUGAUCGUUCAGUUCAGUUCGGUGAUUGGGUAACAAGCAACCAAGGUAUCCACUGCUAUGUGCCCG
Tricharina praecox is the source of this 1915-nucleotide messenger RNA. RefSeq lists its product as uncharacterized. NCBI's taxonomy places the organism in Eukaryota, Fungi, Ascomycota, Pezizomycetes, Pezizales, Pyronemataceae. The coding region runs from base 239 to 1462 and encodes 407 amino acids. The transcript is spliced from 3 exons. The record is from RefSeq and is a predicted model, not a curated record.